This is a messenger RNA of Danio aesculapii, 1981 nucleotides long. RefSeq names its product ATP-binding cassette, sub-family G (WHITE), member 2d (gene abcg2d). The coding region runs from base 1 to 1968 and encodes 655 amino acids. NCBI's taxonomy places the organism in Eukaryota, Metazoa, Chordata, Actinopteri, Cypriniformes, Danionidae. Gene Ontology annotation, molecular function: ATP binding; ABC-type transporter activity; ATP hydrolysis activity. Gene Ontology annotation, cellular component: plasma membrane. The record is from RefSeq and is a predicted model, not a curated record. The transcript has 15 exons.
AUGCCUGACAAUGCUGUCUAUGAACAUGAUCAAAUCUCUGAGGAGACGGGCAGGAAUGGUCAAAACGGGUCGAAGAUCAUCAUGAUGGAGCCCAUGAAGAAGCAGCACGGAGCCACGGUCAGUUUCCACAGCAUCCGCUAUAGAGUAGAGCAGAAGAACGGACCUGUCUGCAGGAGAACAGCAGUCCAGAAGGAGAUCCUGCUGGACCUCAACGGGAUCAUGAGACCUGGUUUAAAUGCUAUUUUGGGUCCUACGGGAAGUGGCAAAUCUUCGUUUUUGGAUGUCCUUGCUGGCAGGAAGGAUCCCGCUGGUCUUUCUGGUGAAGUUCUCGUCAAUGGAGCUCUACAGCCGCCCAAUUUCAAAUGUCUUUCUGGCUAUGUUGUCCAGGAUGACAUUGUAAUGGGCACUCUAACGGUGAGAGAGAACCUGAGUUUCUCGGCUGCUCUGCGUUUGUCUUCUCAUGUCAGUCCCAGAGAAAAGGAAGCAAGAGUCAACCAUCUCAUCUCAGAGCUGGGUCUCAACAAAGUCGCAGAUGCAAAGGUGGGCACUCAAAUGAUCAGGGGUAUCUCGGGUGGAGAGAGGAAGAGGACCAGCAUCGGGAUGGAGCUGAUCAUCGACCCCUCUGUGCUCUUUCUGGAUGAACCCACCACCGGUCUGGAUGCCAGUACAGCUCAUUCUGUGCUGCUGCUGCUCAAGAGAAUGGCAGGUCAGGGACGCACCAUCAUCAUGUCCAUUCACCAGCCACGCUUCUCCAUCUACCGGCUCUUCGACAGCCUCACCCUGCUGGCCAACGGCAAACAAGUCUAUCACGGACCUGCUCAAGACGCCCUCGACUACUUCAACAACAUCGGAUUUGCUUGUGAAGCUCAUAAUAAUCCGGCUGAUUUCUUCUUGGACGUCAUCAAUGGCAGCUCAGGGAUGAAGACUCAGAAUAAUGGAGAUGCGGAGUGUGACGUGUCCGCUGUCAGUCGUCAGUCUGUGGAGGAUCAGCUGAUGGAGAAAUACAGAAACUGCAGCUUCGCUCGAGCCGUCAGAGCAGAGCUGGAUCAUAUCAUCCAGAGUAAAGACAGCAGAGUCACAGCCAAAUGCCACAGUAUCACCUACAGCAGCUCCUUCUGCCAGCAGCUUCACUGGGUCUUAUGGAGAACCUUCUGGAAUCUCAUGCUCAACCCACAGACUUCAAUAGCUCAGUUGGCAGUCACGACUCUGAUGGCGGCCAUUGUUGGUGCCAUCUUCUAUGGAGUCAAAGAUGACCAGAGCGGCAUACAAAACAGGUUUGGUGUUUUGUUCUUCAUCACGACGAAUCAGUGUUUCAGCACACUCUCGGCUGCUGAGCUCUUCAUCACAGAACGCAAGCUGUUUAUUCAUGAAUACACAAGUGGAUACUAUAGAGUGUCUGUGUACUUCCUGUCUAAGAUCCUGUCUGACAUCAUCACUCAGCGCACAAUCCCAAGUGUAGUCUUCAGCUGUGUUGUGUAUUUUAUGAUAGGCUUGAAGCCCACGGUGUCUGCAUUCUUCAUCUUCAUGUUGACGGUGAUUAUGGUGUCUUGCACGGCGGCGGCGAUGGCCAUGGCAAUAUCAGCUGACCAAUCUGUUGUGGCCGUCGCUAACAUCUUCAUGACCGUCAGCUUCAUCUUCAUGAUGAUCUUCUCUGGUCUGCUGGUCAAUCUGAAGAGCAUCAUGGACUGGCUCUCCUGGCUGAAGUAUCUCAGCAUCCCUCGAUACGGCCUUGAGGCGCUGGAGAUCAAUGAGUUUGUGGGCCUGAGGUUUUGUGGAAAUGUGUCUGCUGUGAUGAGCAGUCCUGCUGCACACGUCCUCAUGUGCACAGGAGAGCAGCAUCUGACCUUUCAGGGAAUCGAUUACUCGUCCUGGGGUUUGUGGCAGAAUCAUGUCGCUCUUACAGUCAUGACGUUGAUCUUUCUCAUCAUCGCUUACAUCAAGCUCAGAUUCAUACCUAAGUGCUCAUAAAUGCUCACCUUAG